GCGUGUGUUCGGACUUUGUUGUUAUAGAGUACACAAAGAUGGCGGGGGAGAAAAUGGUCAGAGAUAUAUCAGGCGUAUAUGCAAGGUUAUUUGACCACAGAGCUGUGUUACAAGCGGAAUGUAAAUACAUGCUUCGUGAAUUUGAGGGUAAAAGGAAUGACAGAGAGCUGGAAAGACUGCGAGAAAGCGAGCAAAAAAUACGACAAGUUCAAGAAGAAAUUCCAAAAUGCAUUACAGAGUCGGUAAAGUUGAAAGACCUUUUAGAAGAACUUAAAGUUGCUCGAGAAAAAUGCCAUGAGAUUUUGGUAAAGGAGGAACAAGACCUUUUCAAAGAAAGGAGGGAAGAAAUCUUUAGAGAAUCUAAGAAAAACUGGGAAACAUUCAUGGGAGAGAUCGCCGAAGAAGAAAAAAGGGUUGAAGAAGAAUUCGAACAAUCAGCCGAAAAAUUGAGGGCUAGAUACGGGGUCCAACUUGUUAGAAAUCCUAAGGAGCCGGACGAUAAAGGAGAACUGCAACCACAAGAAAUUGCAUAGGCAGAACAAAAACUGUUGAUCACGCAUUAGAAAAAGGGCUUACAGGGUCGUCAUUGCCUUCCCCCCACCAUAUAUACUUCUCGAACAUGUUUUGGAAUAAUGAGAUAAGUGAUAAUUAAUAAUAAGUAGAGUUAUAAAGCGCUUACUCUUAAUUAAUAAUAAUUUGAUGAUUUCUAUAGCGUGUUCUAACAUGACAAGAUGAUCCAAAGUGCUUACCAUCUUGGAAGGGGUAUUUGCUGGUUGAAAUAAGUUUAUCUAUUAAAUGUCAUGGCAUAUUAGAAAUCAGGUAAUGAAUGAAAUGUACAAUUUAUGCCAUUAUGAUGCUAGAGUAUACCUUUUUGCCAUUAUAGACAAAUUUGCUGUUGGCCACCUCUGUGAAUUCAAAAUCCUUGUCUUUUAGGGUAUAGUGCAAAUUCGAUCAACGAUCUAAACCAAUAGAUGGCUUUUAUGUUUUUACUGUCUUGGGGAAUUGAUUGGUCACACUAGUAUAAUUGAGCAUGUGCUAUUCCCAGACAAGAAAUGGAUUUGAAUUCUAGGUGGCUGCACAACAACAAAUUUGGCUAUAAAAUGUUGAUUUUGGUCACUUCUUUGUACUGCAAGUCAUGGGGUAAACUAUUUUGUUAUGAUAGUUGCUUGCAUUUUAGGGGAUGGUUAAUUAUUUUACAUGCUGACCAAGGAGGAAGCUUUUAAAGUUUGUUGCCUCAACUGAACUAUAUUCAACUCUUGUCACUAGGGACACCCUUUGGUCCAUUAAAAGUGAGGGUGUGUAAAAGGAGAUAAUAUAUUUUCUGUCAUA
Nematostella vectensis (starlet sea anemone) is the source of this 1329-nucleotide messenger RNA. Its product is annotated as biogenesis of lysosome-related organelles complex 1 subunit 5. The transcript has a single exon. Lineage: Eukaryota; Metazoa; Cnidaria; Anthozoa; Actiniaria; Edwardsiidae. Gene Ontology annotation, cellular component: transport vesicle; BLOC-1 complex. The record is from RefSeq and is a predicted model, not a curated record. Bases 39 to 533 code for a protein of 164 amino acids.